Molecule: messenger RNA, 393 nt
Organism: Vitis riparia (riverbank grape)
Lineage: Eukaryota; Viridiplantae; Streptophyta; Magnoliopsida; Vitales; Vitaceae
Product: protein PELPK1-like
Exons: 1
Coding region: 1-393 (130 amino acids)
Source: RefSeq, a predicted model, not a curated record
AUGGCUAGGCAUCGUCUUAUUGUAUCUCUGGUUUUAGCAUUGUCACUGUUGAGCAUGGAUGUGAGCCUGGCAGGCCGCCACCUUUUGGACACACCAACAGCUCCACCACCAGCACUAACACUGCCUCAAACUCCAUCUCUUCCUAAGCCCACAUUGCCUCCCUUGCCAGCAAUGCCUGCGCUGCCCACCACCCCAUUGCCGACACUGCCAAGUGCCCCAACUCUGCCAAAGCUCACAUUGCCGCCGCUGCCUUCUUUGCCAAACCCAACAUUGCCAACCAUGCCCACAAUUCCAAAGAUGACGCUUCCUCCGCUGCCCGCCAUCCCCACCAUUCCAACAACAAUCCCAACAGUUCCUUUCCUUUCACCACCUCCAUCCACCACCAGCCCUUAG